AGAGAUAGGCCUCGUACACGAUCCUCGCUCGGCCGUGGAACGACGAAGACGAAGGUACCAGUCGUCGCGUGCGUCGGACGGAAGAAGGAGAGGGACGGACGCGUACCAGUCGUGGAGAGAGAGGAAGAUGGAAGAGAGACGAGGAAGAGGUUUACGCGCGAGCAACGGAAAAAGACGGAGCGGCGUAAUUGAUAAAGACGGAGACGACGGUUGGAAGCAGGAAAGGAGAAUCGCGUCGGGUGGGAGAAAUCGGUGGUAGGAUUCGGCGGAGACGAAGGGAAGAGGAUGUCGCGCGCGUUCCCGUCGCGGCAGUGUGAGUUUACCGCGUCGACGGGAGAGUAUUCAUUCAUAAAACUAUAAGCGAGGAGCGAGGCUAGGCGAACGAACGUCGGACCGGUGGGGACCCCUGACACCCGAGAGACACGCUCUUCUCUCUUCCGAGCGAUCUCAUUCUCGUCUGGCGGUCUAUCGCCUUUCCUUUGUCCUCUCCGUCAGCGAUGUUCUUCUCGCUUUCGCGUCUAUCGAUCGAAAAGCGUACUAGCGUUGUUCUCCGAUUUUUGGAACAGCGUCAACGGAGCUUCCUCUUCCUAGUUGAAUCGGUCUGAGUUUUAUCGGUAACUUGAAACAGUUUGAAUAAGGAAGAUUUAUUUUUCUCUGAUCGACGUUAUAUCGAUGGGUAAAUCAGCUUUCUAAAAAUUGGGCCUAGAAAAUCCUGUUUUACGAUUCGCAGUAGAUUAUCAGCAUACGUAAAUGAUGAUUUCUGAGAAGUUUCGUAUUGCGAGAUUUGUAUAGCCGCAGUGUUUGACCCGGUGACACGACGGUGAUUCCUACGAAUCCGUCCAGCGAUUCGAAGGACAAGGAACAGCUCGGUACGGUGUGCGCGUCCACCUCCGCCGCCACGUCCCGCUGCCUCGAAUAAACUCUCUCGAUCCCCUCCCGACGACUACGUGUUCCCGUCUUCCUCCGUUCUUCGUUCAUCCCUCCACAGUCGACCGCGACGAGCGUCCUCCUCCACGUUCUCUUCGUCCAGCUGGCUGGCCUGGCUCGCUCGCUCUUUCCUCUGCCUCCUCUCUCUUCCACGUUUCACCUCUUCUUCUUCUUCUUCUUCUUCUUCUUCUGGUCUCUUCUGCCCCGCGCCUCUCUCCUCGCGUACGCACUUACCUGCGGAACGCGGUCGUACGUGCUCGACGGUGGCGCUUCGGCCUGACGAACCAACGAUCCGCUCUUCGGUAACCGAGAUCAACCUCGAUCCUACGUCCAGAUUCAAACUCCAUCGUUAAUCAUCGCCGGUGCCAGUGCCGCGUUCUGUCACGCCCGUUUCGUUGGAUCCGGUCGGGUUCGUGUGCCACGUCUGCCUCGAGAACGUCAAAAGACGGAAGAAGAACGCCGCUCGAAUGGGAUCGGAGAUCGCGCCACGAAUUGGAAGUUCCUCGCGUAUUUUCGGAGCCAGGCCCGUCGUUCCCGGUGUACACGAUUUCCGCUCCGGAAUACGUGCCCCUACUCUUGGCCGCCAGUACCGUCGUUGCGCAAGCAGAUACUCGAAAAUAGCCCCCUGGGUCGCGGUUAUGAAUUGAUAGCAAACACAUGCUGGACACACGCCGGCUCCAUCCAAUACGCGUCUAACCGCGCCGCGUUAACCGUGCGCGUUUCGAUUUACCCGGGACGAUUCUCACCUGUCGCGUCGUCCACCUGUGCGCGCCUCUAGUCGAUCGGGACUCUCCUCGUGGUUCCGAACGUGGUGAAUGAUCGUGCGAAAGUCGAUCGGACCUCUGGAGAUCAUGCGUUUUCAGUGAAACGUGACGAUCGGUAACAUUAAUCGGGGGAUUUGUUCAGGUUCGUUAACGUGAUCCAGUGACAGAGUGGAUAGCAAUGGCAGUCGAAAUCGUUCGCGAGUGUGUCGCCGAUCGUUGGUAAACAAGUCGACGUUCGAUACGUUAUUAUGGGAUAGAAGAGGAUCGACCGUCGUUUUCUACGUCGAGCCUCGCCUCGAUGUCGCGACUGAUCAAGAUCGGACGGAUCGAUCUCGACCGAUGGGCGAGACCGAAUUGGCGCGAGUGAACCGUGCGUCCCAUCUCGGCGUGGAGAUGGAAUAAAAAAAAAAGGAGAAGAAAGGGAAAAGUACAGCAGCGAAUGACAGUGAUCCGGGAGAUUCGUGUAUGUACAGUGAGCACGCGAGGACAGCACUCAUGUACGUUGACUAUAGCGGCGACGCUUAUGCCGGAAUGGGAAUCAAGGCCAUGAAGUCCUUCGCCAGGCCCAGAGAUAUACCGGCGCAAGUGCCGCCGUUAACACCUGGGACCAACAAGAAGAUGACCGAGGCCCUGGAGGCCUCGUUCGCCUCCUGGGAGAAGGAACGAGUCCGCCUCAACAUAACCAAAGAUCCGAGGCAAUGGUCGGAAGCAGCUGUCGCUCACUGGUUGCAUUGGGCGAUCGGCGAAUUCUCGUUGGAGGGUGUGGCGAUGCAGCCUUGGCAGCACAUGACCGGGAAACAGAUUUGUGCCAUGGGGAAGGAAUCCUUCUUGGCGCGUGCUCCAGCUUUCAUGGGAGACAUCCUGUGGGAACACCUCGAGAUCCUCCAGAAAGAUGUCGACGCGGCGAAGGCCUCAUUGGAGAACGUACCGGGGAGCAUGUACGAAAACGUAUGCGUGCCAGAUUUAGGUGAUUUCCUGGGAUACCGGGUGCCGACGACGCCGGUUCAACAGGUAGCCACGCCGGAACACAAGAGUCCAGCGACGCCAGCGAGUUCCGCGGCGGGGAACUCGUCGGCCACGCAAACCACCGGGAACCAAACGGCGACCCCCGCAGCGGCUGCGAACCCGUUGCAACCACCUUCCACCGCGGUCCCCGUGUCCUCGAGACAGUAUCAUAACGAUGGAGGCUAUAAUCACUUACGUAGUCCCGUGUGCCAAGAGGAGAACCAGAAGGAUGAAACAUCGCCGCCACCGCACAACCAUAACACGCAAGCACCUAACUCUCAUUCCACCACUCCGAACAGUAACAACAACAAUAAUAACAACAACAGUGCGAACAACGCUUACAUACAUUUACGGAGCUUAAACCAGUUAAAAACUGAAUCGAAUUAUAGCAAUCACCAUAUAACGGAGCACCUCCAGGGAGGCGGCGGUGGAUUGACGAGCGGUAACGAUCUCGCGGGUACAGGGAGCAACGAGAGCGACUUGAGGGUCAGUCAAACAGCGACGGAGAGCUACAUGACUCCGGCUCAUUAUUCUGGCUACGACGAGGCCUCGGAGUAUCACAGUUUGUCGCAGGAUCAUCAGCCGCCGCACCCUUACAUGGACGGUUCGCCGGAGUUCUACAGCACCAGCGGGAUUCACCUAGAGCCGAAGUAUCAACCGUCGCCGUUUAAAAAUUAUCCUCGUGGUCGAUAUCACGAGGGUUAUAGCGAAGGCAGCGGAUACGGACAGUACGACGCAACGCCAUUCCAAACGGUUCCAGGAAGCGGAAGCGGAGGUGGAGGUGGCGGCGUUGGCGGUGAUCAAUGGGGCGUCGGUCCUCUGGAGCACCUGUCCCAUCAUCCGGCGUUCCUAGCCGGUCUUGGACCCAGGGAUUCUUCCAAUCCUCAUCACGCGUCGUCCAUUGGAAACAAUCCUGACCAGAAGCCCCUCCUGCAGAGCGCGAUGAUCCCCGGCUAUACAAGUUUCCUUGUGGACGUUCCAGGCAGCGGGCCAUGCUUCACCGGUUCCGGACCUAUUCAACUCUGGCAGUUUCUGUUAGAACUGUUAACGGACAAAUCGUGUCAGGGGUUCAUCUCGUGGACCGGCGACGGCUGGGAGUUCAAGCUGACGGACCCGGACGAGGUGGCGCGUCGUUGGGGCAUUCGUAAAAACAAGCCUAAAAUGAACUACGAGAAGCUGAGCCGCGGUCUGCGUUACUAUUACGACAAGAAUAUCAUACAUAAAACAGCCGGCAAACGAUACGUUUAUCGCUUCGUCUGUGACUUACAGAGUCUCCUAGGAUACAGUCCUGAAGAACUCCACGCAAUGGUAGACUUGAAACCAGAGAAGAAGGAAGAAGACUGAAUUUUUGUUUGAAGACGCGAUUGAGGACUGUCGUUUUGUCGAGAGAAAGUAAAAGAAAGAAGACUUCGAAAGUGAUUCCUCGAGCACUAUCGCGCUGAAACAAUGAUAACGUAACGAGAACAAUGUGAAACGAACAAACGAGAUCAGCAGGAGGAAGCAAAUGGUGUGUCUGUUGAACGAAAGAACUCUUCUCGCGAACAGAAGACACAUUGAAAAAGCAGAAUAAUUAUUGUCGUCUCCUAACAUUCAGAUACGUAUACACAUAUAUAUAAAUAUAUGGUUAAAUCGAAUCGGUCGUAUGUACCAAAGACAGGGUCUGCAUACCAUUGGUGCCUAAAGUUAAAACGAAAAAUUGUGAAUUUGUUUCUAAGUGAUUAAUUUGCCAAGCCAGAUUUUAGAUGAUAUUUAUAGGAAAUAAAAAAAAAACUCAACAAUUUAUACAUAUUAUAUAUAUUAUACAUAUGAAUAUAUAUAUAAAUAUAUAUAAAUAUAUAUAUAUAUUUUUAAUGUUACAUGAUUUCUAAACAGUACGUCGAGCGCACACGGUGCGAUAUCUAAAUUAUUUAUGUCCGAAUCAUUUAUGAACGUACGUGUUACAACACCAACACAUGUGAUUGUUAUUAUACUAUAAUUUUACCAUUACAAUAAAGCCAUUAUAUCAUUAUUAGA
Molecule: messenger RNA, 4709 nt
Organism: Ceratina calcarata
Lineage: Eukaryota; Metazoa; Arthropoda; Insecta; Hymenoptera; Apidae
Gene: pnt
Product: ETS transcription factor pointed
Exons: 9
Coding region: 2157-4040 (627 amino acids)
Biological process (GO): cell differentiation; regulation of transcription by RNA polymerase II
Cellular component (GO): nucleus
Molecular function (GO): sequence-specific DNA binding; DNA-binding transcription factor activity, RNA polymerase II-specific
Source: RefSeq, a predicted model, not a curated record